GCGCUUGUGCACGAAAUCGUCUGUGAAGUCUGUGAAUCAUGAGAAGAAAGGUUAAUCGCUUCGGGUAAAUGUUCGAAAGGUCUCCCUGGUGGAAUUUAGUCAUUCACGCAGUUAAACAAGCUGAAAUCUUGGACUUUGCACUUCUUUGGUUAUUCAGUCAGGUAGAUGAUAUUUGCCCCAUGACUGGUGAAAUACCUAGUUGAAUAAAAUCCACCUGCAAAACGGUGUCAGAGACGAGUGUCUCUUUAAAACUUUGGCGUGAAAGUGCUCUUAUAGCUCGUGAAGUAUAAAUUUAUCGUGUUUGGGUUAACCAGGAAAAUCCCAGAGAGAGUGUGUCAGUCGGUGAGAAUUUGACCAGUGAAAAUCAUGUGGAAGUCUGCUGAAGAGACCUUAGCUCGUGAAAUAUUUCGUCAUGCCAAGGAGUCCUCCGAUGGUGAAGCCAUCAAGGAUGUUCGUGGGAAUAGCAAAAAGGCCACGAAAGUGCGAAUUGAUGUACCCUGGGGACAUAUUGCGGGCAAAUGGUGGGGCCCCAAGAAUGGCCGCCCUAUCCUAUGUAUCCAUGGAUGGCAGGACAAUAUUGGCACUUUCGAUACUUUGAUACCUCUGCUUCCGGAAGAAUUUGGAUACCUGGCUAUAGAUCUUCCCGGGCAUGGAUUUUCAUCACCCUUCCCACACGGAAUGAGCUACACUGCCUAUGACUAUAUCUGGCUGAUCAAACGAAUUCAGGAGAUCUAUGAGUGGGAAAAAAUAUCCAUUUUAUGCCACUCUCUGGGAGCACUUAUUACUUUUGUCUACGCCGGAUUGUUCCCCGAUAAAGUGGAAUUUGUCAUUGCGCUGGAUGCUCUUAAACCAAAAAUUAUGCCUGAUAUUGUGGAUUAUCUGCAAACCAUGCUAGCCAAUGUUGCAAUAGAAGAUGAGAGGAACCUCAAUCCCAGUGAACCCCCUAGUUAUACCUAUGAUGAACUCGUGGAGAGAUUGCACAUUGGCACCUUCAAAUCCAUUUCGCCAGAAUACUGUCCCUACAUUCUCAGUCGCGGCGUCCGGAAGUCCACCAAAUAUCCCGAUAAAUACUAUUUCAAUCGUGACGGACGCCUAAAAUACUUAAAACAUCUCCUAAUCAGCCAGGAGAGCUGUGUAAUCCUUGCCCGGAGGAUUAACAUUCCCUACAUGUACAUUAGAUGCGAACAAUCAGUGGUUAAAUUCUGGGAAGAGGAAAAGUAUUUACUGGAAGUGAUUGAAGAGAUGAAAAAUUGCAAUCCUCUCUUUGUAAUGCAUCAAGUCAAUGGGAGACAUCAUGUUCAUUUAACUAAUCCCACAGUAGUCAGUGGAACCAUCUCUGACUUUAUCCGGAAGAACUACAAAUCCAAUGGAAAAAUCAAGAGCAAACUCUAGAGAGAUUUUAUAAAAUCUCUUCUUAAAGAUGAAGCGAGUACUAUACUUAUUUUUUUUUGAGGACCCGAUCAUUCCUAAUCCAGAUCACGUUAGCUGAGAUUAUUUUUUUCAAAUCAAUGACGAUAAACUUUAGUAAGGGGGUAAUUAAUUUUAUUGUAAGUCAACACUGUGUAUUAGGGAAAAAAUAUCUAAUAAAAUCAUUUUUAUGAUAAAACAUAAAA
Phlebotomus papatasi is the source of this 1613-nucleotide messenger RNA. Its product is annotated as probable serine hydrolase. The record is from RefSeq and is a predicted model, not a curated record. Lineage: Eukaryota; Metazoa; Arthropoda; Insecta; Diptera; Psychodidae. The transcript has 3 exons. The coding region runs from base 367 to 1392 and encodes 341 amino acids.